CAGUGUUGUGCAAUAGUAGCGUGUAUCGACUAGGAUAACAGUAGUAAAGUAUAGUUUGGAUCAUGUCGUGUUCAUUUUCUCUGUCGGAUUGCUCAGACUGACAUGAACAGCGAGAUUUAGGCAGACAGACACUACCUCCCCUUCCUGUUCACCGUGUUCUUCUCCUUGGCAACGGUCAGCUGACCUAAAUAGAGUUUAGGGAAGCCCAUUCAGCAACACCAGCCAGUGAUGCGCACAGGCAGUACACAGACCGGGUGUCGGUCUCAUUCACACUCGCUCUGAUGCACACAUGGAGCCCGCCGGCGGCUCCGACCACGGCCUCAUGACUCUCGACAUUAACUCUUCCCCACAGCAGAAAGAACUCACACAGACGCCGCUUCUAAAGAUCUGGGUACCGUGGAUGGGCAGCAACUUGAAUCGAAGGAGAGGAUCGUCCGUGCCGCAGUUCACCAACGCUCCCACCAUGAUAGUGAUGGUGGGCUUACCAGCCAGGGGAAAGACCUACAUCUCAAAGAAGCUUGCCAGAUACCUCAACUGGAUCGGAGUUCCCACCAAGGUGUUUAACGUGGGCCAGUACCGCAGAGAGGCUGUUCAGACCUACAAGAACUUUGAAUUCUUCAGAGUGGACAACGAGGAAGGAAUGGCAAUCCGCAAGGCAUGUGCGGCAGCUGCCCUGAAGGACCUGGCUGCGUACUUCACUCAGGAACAGGGACAAGUGGCCGUGUUUGAUGCCACUAAUACGACCGAAGAGAGGAGAGCGCUUAUAUUGUGCUUUGCAAAGGAGAGGGGCUACAAGGUAUUCUUUGUGGAAUCGAUGUGCAAUGACCCUGACAUCAUUGCAGAGAAUAUACAGCAAGUGAAGUUAGGAAGUCCGGAUUACGCCGAUCGAGACACAGAGGAGGCGAUGCAAGACUUCAUUCAGCGUAUUGGAUGUUAUGAAGCAACCUAUGUCCCCAUAGAUGAUAAGACAGACAGGAGGCUGUCCUACAUCAAGAUCUUCAACGUGGGCAGCAGGUACCUGGUGAACCGCGUCCAGGGUCACAUCCAGAGCCGGAUCGUCUACUACCUCAUGAACAUCCACGUCACGCCGCGCUCCAUCUACCUGACCCGCCACGGGGAGAGUGAACUCAACCUGCUGGGACGUAUCGGGGGGGACUCAGGGCUGUCACCGCGGGGCCAGAGGUAUGCACAGGCUUUGGCCGGCUUCAUCGAGGGCCAGAACAUCAGUGACCUGAAGGUGUGGACCAGUCACAUGAAGCGGACCAUUCAGACGGCAGAGGCUCUGGGCGCCCAGUAUGAACAGUGGAAGGCCCUCAAUGAAAUUGAUGCUGGCGUGUGUGAGGAGCUGACCUAUGAGGCGAUACAGGAGAACUUCCCAGAGGAGUUUGCACUGAGGGACCAGGACAAGUUUCGCUAUCGUUACCCCAAGGGGGAAUCAUACGAGGACAUGGUUCACCGUCUGGAGCCAGUCAUCAUGGAGCUGGAGAGGCAAGAGAAUGUGCUGGUCGUGUGCCACCAGGCCGUCAUGCGCUGCCUGCUGGCCUACUUCCUGGAUAAAUCCUCAGGGGACUUGCCUUAUCUGAGAUGUCCUCUGCACACGGUGCUCAAGCUCACCCCACAAGCCUACGGGUGUAAAGUCGAGCCCUUUUUUCUGAACGUUGAAGCAGUGAACACACACCGAGAUCGACCCGCGAACGUCGACGUCAGUAGAGAACCAGCGGAUGCCCUGCAGACCGUCCCUGAUCACAUAUGAUGACGACUGGGAAAUAUUGACUAAAAUGACUUACCCAAUACCCAUUAGCUGCGAUGUUAUUCUCAACAUUGUUUCACAAUGGGAGUCCAGGUCUUGCCUUAAUGUUAGAAAAUAGCAGUUCCCAAACAAACAACAAAUAUAUGGUAGGCCUUCGAUACAAUAUUUAUAAUCUACAGACAAAUCACCACUUAGCCUUCGCCAUGUUAAUAAUGAAUUUUGGAUGUUUGUUGUUUUGGCAUAUUGAUACAUUUGUAAUCAUUGAAAUAAGAAAAAAAUACUCUAGCAUUGUCA
Gadus macrocephalus (Pacific cod) is the source of this 2044-nucleotide messenger RNA. Its product is annotated as 6-phosphofructo-2-kinase/fructose-2,6-bisphosphatase 1-like. The record is from RefSeq and is a predicted model, not a curated record. Gene Ontology annotation, cellular component: cytosol; 6-phosphofructo-2-kinase/fructose-2,6-biphosphatase complex. The coding region runs from base 290 to 1753 and encodes 487 amino acids. Gene Ontology annotation, molecular function: 6-phosphofructo-2-kinase activity; fructose-2,6-bisphosphate 2-phosphatase activity; ATP binding. Gene Ontology annotation, biological process: fructose 2,6-bisphosphate metabolic process; fructose metabolic process. Lineage: Eukaryota; Metazoa; Chordata; Actinopteri; Gadiformes; Gadidae. The transcript is spliced from 14 exons.